GUGUUGCCACUCUUUAGCAUAAUGUCUCCUCGCUCAGAACAAUUCUAAAAAUUGUCCUCUUAGUGCAGCAUUUGCAUGUUGCACAGGGAUCACGAAAACCCGGAUUCACUCUGUUAUAAUAACUGUAAUUGUUUACUACGAGUCGUAAAAAUAAAAGCAUGACAUUGUGCACGAUCUGACAAUCAAGUAUAAUAAAAUUACAAACCCGAGAACUAAGGAGUACAAUAAAAAAAUAGAUUGGUAACAGAUAGGCGAAUAGGCAGUUUUGCAAUUGUGAUUUGUGAUUAUCACCGAUUACCAGAAUUAAUUGCGCCGUGUCGCUCAGGUAAAUCCUUGUAUUGUCAUGCGAUCGGUCAAUAAGACGAUUUGUGAAGGUGAAGAGUGUAAAAGUAAAGAGACGGUGACAAACGAAUGAUAAAUGUAAAUUGCUACUACACAGCUACAAAUAACUACUACACAGGAAAAUACAUAGCGUGCAACGAACGACAGGUUGCAAAACGUCGUCGGUUUGACAAUGGAGAUUGUUUGAAAGGCCAGCAAGUACUUGACGAUAAUAAGCACAAUGAUAAAUUUGUUUGUAAUAAUGCGGAAUAAAUAUUGUUUCAUGGGAUGAGUUCUUCUCCUAUUUUGGUAUCUCUCUGCGUGAUUCGCGUCGAGGUCGUUGACGAGAAUUCUGAGGAAUCUAAUGGAGCGAUGGCUGCCAAGAUGAGGGGUCGCAGAGAACCAACGAAGAUAAACAUGGAGAACUGCACAAACCUUACGGAGAAACAGGAUCAGUCUCUUCAUUCUCAGGGACCCAGUAAAUCCAGCUCUAUUUCCAGAGCCAAUUCCGAGGAGAACACCUACGACGAUUCAGAGAUAGCCGGUGCGAGUGCUUGCGCCUGCGACCAGAUCAAUUUUAUCUCCGGAAACCCUUUCGUCGAAGUGACCAAAGGAAUUAUACAUUUGUACAAGGAAAACAAGUUGACGGACAUACAUCAUGCAGCGGAACGCACUCAAACUAUCUGCAUUCUGUCAGUACCGGCUACUAUGACCUGUCACGACCUCCUGAGGUUCACAGCACCGUGCCACCAGGACGUCCGACACUUUCGAAUACUCAGAGACGGCAGUCCUAAUCAAUACAUGGCAUUAAUCACUUUCAAAUCAGCCAAUGCGGCGACGGAGUUCUACGGCUCUUUUAACGGGGCUCCGUAUAAUUCCUUCGAGCCGGAUGUUAUUUGCCACAUGGUGUUCGUAUACAGCGUGGAAGUAACGUACAAUGCAAUGCCUUUGUCUGGACAUACAGAAUUGCCGCUCUGCCCGGUUUGCUUGGAGAGGAUGGACGAAAGCGUCGACGGGAUAUUGACGAUCCUCUGCAAUCAUACGUUUCACGCGAGCUGCUUAGCCAAGUGGGGAGACACUUCUUGUCCUGUUUGUAGAUACGCCCAAACGCCGGAAUCGUUUGCCGAUAGUUACUGCAUGGAGUGCAACACUGGGGAAAGUAACGAUGCUCUUUGGAUCUGUUUAAUUUGCGGGCACAUAGGGUGUUCGCGAUAUCAUCAAGGACAUGCCUUCCAACAUUAUCGCGAGACGCAUCAUUGUUACGCCAUGCAGUUAGGAAAUAACAGAGUUUGGGAUUACGUCGGGGAUAAUUUUGUUCAUAGAUUGUUGCAAGAUAAAGAUGGGAAGAUGGUCGAAGGCGGUCCCACGGCGACCAAAGCCGAGGGUGCGGCGAUGGAAGAGAAAGUGGAUUCCGUUCAAUUAGAAUUCACGUAUCUGUUAACGUCGCAGCUCGAGACUCAGAGGCAGUAUUUCGAAGACAGGCUAGCUCGAUUGGAGCAACACUCUAUGUUACAGACUACGGAGCUCAGAGAAAAAGUGGGUCAAGUGUCGGAAGAGAACGCGAAAGUCAAGGAACAAUUGACCACGCUGACUCGGGAGAAACAGAACGUGGAGAAACGGCUGCAACAAGUUAGUAACAAACUGGGGCAAGUACAAACGGAACUCACCGAAGAGAAAGAACUGAGAAAAGCAUUGGAAUUGAAUCAAGCCUCUUGGCAGGAUAAAUACAAGACACUGCAAAACGAGAUGACGGAAUAUCAGAACACGAAACAGACGGAAGUCACUAACUUAAAGGAACAGGUGCAAGAUUUAAUGUUCUACCUUGAUGCUCAAACGAAAGUUGAAAACUCGGAACUGCGAGAAGAGAUCGCGUCGGGUCGUAUAGUGAUCCCUGAGACUUCGAAUUCCGCGAAGAAGAACCAAACUCGACCUUCCAAGUCUCGUAAAAAACGUUGAUAAUGUUCAACUAGUGAUACGUGUAAAAUAUUGAAUUUAAAAUUGUACCUAUAUAUAUAUAUAUAUUUGAAACAGUACCAUGAUUUUGUACGAUGCUUUUAAUUGUGUCAAAAUAAGUGGACGAACUAUUCUCUUUUACUAAUUUUAGGAACGCGAACUUAAUUAUCGUCGAGGAUGUAAACUGGUGAAAUAUAUUAUUUUCGAAUGAAUUAAAAAAAUUUUUCAACGUCUGAUUUAUAUGUUACAUUGUGUUCGUUUUAGAUUAUAGAUAAAUGUAUGAUAUCCGUGUACACAUGGAAAUUGUAAGAAAAUUCAAAUUCUGUUGCAUAUUAAAAAUAAAAGAUGUUGUUUCAUA
Messenger RNA from Ceratina calcarata, 2632 nucleotides. Its product is annotated as BRCA1-associated protein. The record is from RefSeq and is a predicted model, not a curated record. Gene Ontology annotation, biological process: protein ubiquitination; Ras protein signal transduction. The transcript is spliced from 6 exons. Lineage: Eukaryota; Metazoa; Arthropoda; Insecta; Hymenoptera; Apidae. Gene Ontology annotation, molecular function: zinc ion binding; nucleic acid binding; ubiquitin protein ligase activity. The coding region runs from base 610 to 2277 and encodes 555 amino acids. Gene Ontology annotation, cellular component: cytoplasm.